Molecule: messenger RNA, 1989 nt
Organism: Naegleria lovaniensis
Lineage: Eukaryota; Heterolobosea; Eutetramitea; Acrasida; Naegleriidae
Exons: 1
Coding region: 1-1989 (662 amino acids)
Molecular function (GO): protein binding
Source: RefSeq, a predicted model, not a curated record
AUGAUGAAAGGUCCUACAUCAUCAUCAUCAUUCUUGAUGAGCCUGAACUUGAGGAAUUUUUGGGGUACUACAGCCACGAAUAGCUUGAAGUUUGUGUCGCCCACGCAGCAACGAGCUUACAGGAUAUGGAUGAAUAAUUCUAUGAAGAACAAGUCUUCAAAUUUUUUAAUGUCCAUCAUGAUGAUUCAUCCCGAGCAAAAGAAUAGCCUUUUUGCACUCUCUAAUAUCAACGAGUCAUCAUUAUCCUAUCACACAUUUCAUGGAAAUAUGAACAGUGUUGAAAACAAUGAUGCAUCUGCUUCUCAAGGUAUCCAGCAACAACAACAACACUCGAUAAAGACUAUUUCGGAACACAUGAAGCAAGUUUUACAAAGCUCUCAAUCAAAAAGCGAGUCUGUUUGGCCAAAUUAUGCAAAAGAAAUCAAUAGUAUUUUUUCGCAUUUUGAAAAGUUUGAAUUAUCGGAAGCUUUGCAACAAUUAACAAAUUUAAACGAGGCACUAUUUCGACAAGAUUCGAAUUUAUUUUCAGAGGAAAUGCAGGCAGUUCGAAUGGUUUAUCUAUAUAUUUCAUUUCUGGACCAAAUAUAUUCCAAGAAAGAUGGCGAGCAUGAUUUACCCCUUUUCAAUGAAUUUUUGGAUCCAAGAUGUUUUGAGUUUGAUUAUUUCAAACACGAAGUUGCUGUUGACAUCCUUCAAAAAUACAUUACAGAGCAUGUAGAAAAGAUCAAUGAAGGAAAAACACCAGAGUUUGUCACGCUCAAGCGAAAGCUUGCCUGGGUUAAAUUUUAUCAGAACCACCUUCUCAGCGCUAUCAAUGAUGUUAAGGAAGCAUUGGCUGUUGCUCGAGUAGUUUUUGGAAAAACUUCUGUCGAGGCAUGCUAUUGUUAUUCUGAUUUGGCAUCGCUUUAUGUUGCAGCUGAUAACCUCUCAGCAAGUGAAAAAUGUGCCAAGAUUGUCAUUUCAUUGCUUCCUCAAAAACCAAACAAAACUCCAUACUUGGAAGAGAAAAUUGCAAUGGCCAUGGUUGCACUCAGUGAAUCAGUGAGAGAAAGCAACGCUGAAGAAUGCGUCAAACUCAACACAAGCGCCAUUAAAAUCAUUGAGAACGUCUAUGGACGAAGAAACAAGAAGUGGAUUGAUUGUGUCUAUUCUCUGAUUAGUAACUAUGAUGGAAUUGCUGCAAACAAGAAAGAACAAGAUGAAGCACUCGGUGAAGAAUACACCCGAAAAGCAGACACUCUCUACAAUUUAGUUGGAGAAAUGUUGACAAAGAAUGCCUUUUCCAACAUUCUGCUCUUACCGCUCCGGCAAAGCACCACUGAUGAAGAGACGUAUGAUGAAGACUUGUUAUUGAGAUUGUACAUGAGAAGAAAGUACCCAUUACCACUUGCUAUUCAUGCUCUUUUUGGUGCCGCUCGAAUUGUGUUAAAUGGAGAGGCACCAGUCAAAUCCAUUGAACUCUAUGAAAAAGCUCUCACGUAUUUUUCAAAAGAGUACACCGAAGAUGAAUUCCUUAUUGAAAGAGAAUUUGCAAGCUCUCAACUUGCUUGUAUUUAUGCUCUGACAGGUCAAGCUGACAAAGGACAAAUUCUGUUAAAAGAGUGUAUGAAACGUAUUGCAAGCUCCAUUGGUACCGACAACAAAUUCUAUUCUGAUAUUGCAAGUUAUGAAGGUUUAGUAAGUACUGACUCACCAAAUCUGGCUGCAGCUGGUCUGAAUAUGGCAGGUCUUACGGACGCAGAUCCCAGUGGCAAAACUCCAGAGCAAAUGAAAGAGGAGUUGGAACGUCUUGGUUUCGAUGUGGACUCUUUCACAAACAUGAUGGAGAAUGCCAUGAAAUCAGGCGGACGAAAUAUGGAUGAGAAGGAGCUCUUUAAAAUGAUGGCUGGAGCAAUGUCCAAGUCACACAGUGACAAGAAGAGCAAAGCCGAUACAGAAUCUCCUCAAUCAAGUCCUUCAAAAUCAAAACAUAGUAGUAAGAAAAAGUGA